AUGGCGCUGGCGACAAUCAGAAACUGCAAUAUCUCGUUGGGCAAUAUGAAGUCCCUGGAAACUCCCAUGGGGAUGCUCUUGCAGAUCGAGCUCCUAGUCAUCUUCACCGCCUUACUGCUCCUUUUCCUCGUUGCCUUCGGCUCGUGGCGACGUCGCUACAACAGCAGCGUGUUCCGGCUUGUUAUUUUCUUGGUCUACACUCUCUCAACCUACGUAAUCACCUAUGCUCUAGGCCUCAUGAACGAUGCUCCGUUCCGCAACGAAUUAUUCCCCAUCUGGGCAAUGUUCCUGAUGAUCGUCCUCGGGAGUGCUGAUUCUAUCUCUGCAUACAGUCUCGAGGACAACGAGCAGUGGAGGAGGUACAACUGGCAGAUCCAGAUCAAAUUGAUUUGGGUGAUUGUGUUGAUAGUCUUGUACUUACACAACGGAUCCAAGGCGGCGAUUACCGCCAUCGUGUUCCUUGCACUCAUCUUGCAACAGAAGGCCGACGAGAGGGCUCGGGCCUUGAUGGCUGCGAGCCGGCCUUCUUUGCAGAGUAGGACAAAAGUGCUUGCUGAUUAUAUGAGGUGGGAGCCCGAAAGGCGGGGCAAUUCAUUGUCUGCAGUUGAUCCGGUUUGCAUGAGAGGGUAUAGGUAUGUGGUGUGGGGGGAAGAGAGGACUGUUUUGAGUGCGGUGAUUGACGGUGUUCUUGCUAUCCAGAGGUGUGUAGGGAUUGACGUCGCCCUUGCGGAGGCACCGCAUUACUGGGUGCCAUUGCUUAGACACAGUUUGAUCACCAUUGACCAGAUCCUUCGUUUGAGAUAUGCUGGCUACUCGUUGCCCCCAAAGGCGCACGAGGAUGCAUGGAAGUUGAUUCGUGAUGGAUUGCUCUUGCAAGAAGAUGGUUACGAGCGAGCGUUUCGAGUCGUCGAGGUUGAGCUCAUGUUCCUUUACGAUUUUUUUUACACCAAGUACGGUAUCUUAUUCGAGUCUAGCUGGUUGUUGAACAAAUUGGCGGAAUUAAUUUAUGUCGUCGUGGGCAUCUGGGCUACGACAUCACUCUUGAAGCAUUACAAGAGACCUAACAGUAACUGUCGACUCACCAAUUUGCCAAAUGGAUUGAGUGUCGAUGUACUCAUGACCAGCAUGAUGAUAAUAUCGUUCUUCAUCGUGGAGUUCAUGCAGUUCUUCUUCAUGUUUUUCUCGGAAUGGACUAAAGUGAUAUGGAUAUGCGAGUAUGUGAAGAAUAAGUCAUGGCAAAAUAAAGCGUGGAUUGAGUGGAUCAUCAGAGUGAUAUGUGAGGUCCAGUUGCUCAAGCCUUGGGAGCGAAAGCUUCGUCAGUACAUAUUCCUCGAGUCUUACUUCUAUAAACCUACUUUCUUUUUGAACAACAUGAUUAUGGCUGCUUACAUUGAUCAAACUAGGUAUGGCCAGAAACAAAGUAGCCCGAUCAAAUUGCAUAAAGAAGUGAAGAAAGCGGUGCUCAAUGCUCUGAAGUCAAUUAAGGAUACUAAAUUGAAGAAUGGAAGAGACUCGCUGAUAGAGAACGAUGUGGAGCAGCUGUUGUGGGCAUGUAAACUCGAGACACAGACUCAAGUCAUACUGGUGUGGCACAUUGCCACUAGCUUUUGUGAGCAUCAAAAGCCAGAAAGAUUAGGCUCGCCCGAGUGGACGAAUUUCUUAGUGGCGACUAACUUGUCCAAGUAUCUGGCUUAUUUGGUUGCUUUUGCUCCUCGGCUAUUGCCGGAUCACCCUUACGUGGCAGAGUAUGUGUUUGAUCAGGCAAUCAUUGAAGCCAGAAACUUUUUUAAUGGAUGCAAGACAAUGGAGAAACUGGUUACUAAGAUAGAGGGCGAUAGCAGGUUAGCGGAGGAAAAGACUGUCAUCGGUCGGGGUGCUAAGCUUAGGAAACAGCUCAUAGAUAAUACAUACGAGAAAUCGAUUUGGAAGAUUCUGGCCGACUUCUGGGUGGAACUGGUGUUGUAUGUGGCGCCUUCGGACGACGCACAAGCACAUGUGGAGCAUUUGACUAGAGGAGGCGAGUUUGUAACUCACUUGUGGGUUUUGCUCUCUCAUGCGGACAUCAAGAGAGAUCAUUCCAUUGGUUGA
Molecule: messenger RNA, 2088 nt
Organism: Eucalyptus grandis
Lineage: Eukaryota; Viridiplantae; Streptophyta; Magnoliopsida; Myrtales; Myrtaceae
Exons: 2
Coding region: 1-2088 (695 amino acids)
Source: RefSeq, a predicted model, not a curated record